Mucor velutinosus is the source of this 639-nucleotide messenger RNA. RefSeq lists its product as uncharacterized. The transcript has 9 exons. Gene Ontology annotation, molecular function: GTPase activity; GTP binding. Bases 1 to 639 code for a protein of 212 amino acids. The record is from RefSeq and is a predicted model, not a curated record. NCBI's taxonomy places the organism in Eukaryota, Fungi, Mucoromycota, Mucoromycetes, Mucorales, Mucoraceae. Gene Ontology annotation, cellular component: Golgi apparatus; endosome.
AUGACUUCACAACAAGGAAAGACCUAUCAAUUCAAGCUUGUUCUUUUGGGCGAGUCUGCUGUAGGAAAGUCAAGUCUGGUGAUGCGUUUUGUUAAAGAUCAUUUUGAUGAAUACAGAGAGAGCACUAUUGGUGCUGCGUUCUUGGCACAAACUAUCUCAUUAGAUGAUAACACUACUGUAAAAUUUGAAAUUUGGGACACAGCAGGUCAAGAAAGAUACAAGAGUUUGGCACCCAUGUAUUAUCGCAAUGCUAAUUGCGCUGUCGUCGUGUAUGAUAUUACUCAAGCUUCCUCUUUGGAUAAAGCUAAGGCUUGGGUCAAUGAAUUACAACGCCAAGCAGAUCCCAAUAUUGUCAUUGCAUUAGCUGGUAACAAGUCCGAUCUUGAGGCCAGAAGAGCUAUUGAGACCAAGACUGCUCAAGAGUACGCUGACGAAGCUGGUUUGUUGUUUUUUGAAACUUCGGCAAAAACUGCCGAGAAUGUCAACGAGUUAUUUCAUGCGAUAGCCAAGCGUAUGCCUCUCGAUCAACUUGCAGAUAGCUCGCGUGGUGGUAGAAAUAGAGCCGGAUUAAACUCUCGUGGUGGUGUAGAUUUAGAGAAUUCAGGAAACUCGUCUGCUGCUGGUGGAUGUGCCUGUUAG